Molecule: messenger RNA, 918 nt
Organism: Suillus subaureus
Lineage: Eukaryota; Fungi; Basidiomycota; Agaricomycetes; Boletales; Suillaceae
Product: P-loop containing nucleoside triphosphate hydrolase protein
Exons: 4
Coding region: 1-918 (305 amino acids)
Molecular function (GO): GTP binding
Source: RefSeq, a predicted model, not a curated record
AUGUCGAUGUUCAACGUACUCGUCGUUGGCCAAACUGGAUGUGGGAAGAGCUCGGUCGUGAACAUACUCGCUGGAGAAAGCCGGGCACCCACGUCAGACGACCUCGGUCACUGUACUAAACACUGGACUGAGUAUGCAAUUCCGGUCGACGGUCGUUCAUUCCAGGUCUUUGAUACCAUUGGUUUUCUCGAACCUGGGCUGGAUACAGAGGGCUACACGGAUGCUAUCGCUAAUACAUACCUCGCGAUCGAUUUCCUAAGGAAAAGAGGCGGCAUUGAUCUACUCCUUUAUUGUGUACGCGACGGAGAGAUCGAGAAGAUGAAGGGUCACUAUAGGUUGCUUCGUGAAGUGUUUUGUGAAGAAGAAGUUCCGGUUGCUCUUGUCGUCACAAACCGUGGCGUAAGCCACAAAGGCUACAAGGCAAUUUUCCGCACACACAAAAUCGAUUGCGUGGACUACGCCUGUGCAAACAUAACUAGCACGCCUGGACCUGGUAGUUCAGCUGCGAACACCGAAUCGCAGAAGGCGAUCAAGGAACUGCUAGUGAAAUGUUGCGAUGCAGGUCCUAAUCCCAGGUCCACUCUGCAACAGCUAUGGCUGCGAGUUCAAAAACUCGUUGGGACAGACCAGUCUCAAUCUCUCAAACGAAAUGAAGUAUUCACACUACUCACACGGCGUUGCAAGAUGCAACAGGAGGUGGCUGAGCAAUUGCUCACAGCCCUCAACCUCCAGUUACCGUCAAGUCGGCUUUAUCGAGCACCCUACGCAGGCGGUAAAUCUGUAACUCGCGAGUUGCUUUCGUCAGAGAUCAGUGCUAGUACUCGAGAUGAACAAGUGUCAGAGGCCAGGCCGAGCUCUGGAUCUCGAUUACAUUCUGUUGCGGAUAGUAACUCUCUGCAUUCUCGCUCAGACAACUGA